Molecule: messenger RNA, 2269 nt
Organism: Rhopilema esculentum
Lineage: Eukaryota; Metazoa; Cnidaria; Scyphozoa; Rhizostomeae; Rhizostomatidae
Source: RefSeq, a predicted model, not a curated record
AUAGAGUAGUUUUGACAGGUUGUCAGUUGAACGGUUCGUGGAGGAUAGUCGAGUGCCUCGUGUUGCGACGGAUUUGCAAAUUGCUUUUAAAGCAGCGAAUCUAACAAACGUGUUCAUGUUGCAGUCAAAGAUGAGCGAUAUCGAAAAUGUAUACAGUUCAGAAAGACGAAAUGCCGCCCCGAAGGUCGUGAUAUUUCGUACGGCAGCAACGUCCGUUUUGCUGGUCGGCACAUUAACAACAAUUUCACAGUUGCUGUCUUUUGGCUAUUUCAAAGUUGUUGAAAUCGAGCAGGUUUUGUGUUUUGUCUGGCAAGGCGUUCUGGCUGCGAUUGCUGGCAUAUUAGGACUUACCUAUGUUUACAAACCAAGGAUCCGUAAAAGAUGGUGUUUGGCGAAGCUGAUUGUCGUUCUUGCGAUUGUUACGACGAUGUUUACCCUAGCUAGCAUCGUGUUUCGAAUAUUACAAGUCGAAAAGAUGCGGCGAAACAAAAACGAAGAAGAAGAUGACAAGCGCAAACUAGUUUUCCUGCACUUUUCCUUUUCGCUUAUUCUAGAGGUGGCCUUAUUUGCUCUGUCGGUACUGCUUGCUAACAUUACUAUCACCAUUUACAAGCUGCGAACAAUCAUCGAUGGAGCAGAAAGAUCCCCCGACGUUGAUUCGCACGAGUUCAAUUCGCUGGAAGCAAGAUAUUCAAACCUGAAUGAGGAUGGGCUAUAACAAAUGACCUGAAUUUAUGUCAAAAUUUAUUGAUUGUACAUACGAAGUAGAUAGAUUUCAGGACUUAGUCGUAUUAUUACGUAAUUAAACAGAUUCCUCGGAGUUAUCUCUCUUACUUUGGUAAGAUUUCGUGAAACUUGGAAUUUUUCGUUAAGUUGAUUCAACUACUGGACAGUGUACCAGUAAAGGGAAACGGGCGUCCUAGGUCUUCACUUUUUUGAUAAAGCUAAGUAGUUCUACCUGUCGACGUUUAUGCAUCUUGUAAGAAAAACUCAUUUUCUUUAGUCCUAAAGAAAGUAAGAGACUCUCUUAUGUCCUCGAGCACGAUGAUGUUAUUUCAUUCAUUGGUUUUGCCAAUAAUUUGAGUGCCAAUUAUUUGCUGAAAUAAUGUUUCACUGGUCUUUUAAAGCUGGAAUUUUCAAUUGAUAUUCUGCCACUCCAGAGACAGAAUUUUAUGUAUUAAUCUUUUGAAUUAAAGCAGAUACGCGAAGAUCCAGACAAGAUGUAGAAAAAUGCUGCAAGAUGCAAGAAUCAGUUUCACAAGCUAACGUUGUGUUCUAGUUGACAAAUAAAGCGAAUAUUCUAUUUGAGAAACUUUAAGCAAUUGGGUAUCGGUGACAUUAAAUAACAAAAGUGCAAACGGCAAAUGCCGUCAAAGAAUGAUGAUUUCAUUUUUAAGAUAUCUUCUAAAUUUGUCUGAAAUUUGGCAAAUUUUACAACAACUUGCAUUCAUACGAAACAGAAAUCCUCUUAGAGUUUUCUUCGAUAUCUUUUUUAUGCAAGUCUGACAAAAUAAAAUUGUCUGAAAAUCAAAAUUUUCAACAAGUAAUUUCCAUAACAUUUAUAUUGAUGACUGAAACUUUUUACCCGGGGUGGUGGGGUGGGGGUGUAUGAGGUUUCUACCCGGGGUGGGGGGGGGGUCGAGAUAAGAAGUGUUUAUAUUUCACCAACGACUUUCAGCAUAAAUGGCUUUGUGAUGUUACAUUUAUGAAGUGUGAAACAUCAUUAUAUAAAAUCGGUGACAUUAAAUGGAGAUAAUCCAUAUCUAUCUAAAUGCAAUUAAGAUCCGAUUCCCUUUAACUCGUAUAGACGGGGUAUCAAUGUAAAAUGUUGUUUUGGCAACCCCUCCUGUAUUGCUUCUGCACAUAGUUGUAGGAGAUAUUGGGGCUUGGAGGGCUGCAGCUCCUCUAAUCAGGCACUAUUUAUCGUGUUUUAGGCUCCAUUAGAGCAGUAUAGCUAUGAUAUUCGGGAAAGAUUCAUAUUAAGUCUCCUCCCCUACGCCCAUGUUUGAAUGCUUUAAUCACUUCUAUCGUGUGCCUGCUUAUAAAUACUGCUCUAUACUUGUAUGAUUUUAGCAGGUUGAUGAAACGACGAUCAUUGUUUUUUGCGUUUAUGAGUGGGAUAAAUGUACUUAUUAGUGAGAUAAAUGUAAAAUAUGUCUGUUUUUUGGAAUAUGUUUAUUUUAAGGCUGUCUAAUAGUUUAUUUAAGAAAAUUUACUUAACUUAUGGAUGGAAAUAAUGUAUGAACGUAAAAUAGAAGUCAAACCAAGA